CAAACGCAGCGCGCGGGGCCGGGGCUGGUGGGAGGCGGCCUCCCGGCCGGGCCCACUGCGCCUGCGCGCCGCGAUUCAAGAUGGCGGACAGUGCGGAACUAAAGCAAAUGGUGAUGAGCCUCCGAGUUUCUGAGCUGCAGGUUCUUCUGGGUUACGCAGGAAGAAACAAACACGGCCGCAAGCACGAACUCCUGACGAAAGCCCUGCACUUGUUGAAGGCCGGCUGCAGCCCUGCUGUCCAGAUGAAAAUCAAAGAACUUUACCGGCGUCGCUUCCCCCAGAAGAUCAUGACGCCUGCAGACUUGUCCCUCCCUAGCGUACACUCGAGUUCCCUGCCCGCCACGUUGUCGCCAUCCACCAUUCCACAGCUUGCUUAUGACGGCCACCCUGCCACGUCUCCAUUGCUCCCCGUUUCUCUCCUGGGACCUAAACACGAACUGGAAUUGCCUCACCUUACCUCAGCACUCCACCCUGUCCAUCCAGACAUCAAGCUUCAGAAGUUACCCUUCUAUGACUUGUUGGAUGAACUGAUAAAACCCACCAGUCUAGCAUCAGAUAAUAGCCAGCGCUUUCGAGAAACCUGCUUUGCGUUUGCCCUGACUCCACAGCAAGUGCAGCAGAUCAGCAGUUCCAUGGACAUCUCCGGAACCAAAUGUGACUUCACGGUGCAGGUCCAGUUAAGGUUUUGUUUAUCUGAAACCAGUUGUCCACAGGAAGAUCACUUUCCACCAAACCUUUGUGUGAAAGUUAAUGGGAAACCAUGUAGCCUUCCUGGCUAUCUUCCACCAACCAAAAACGGGGUUGAACCAAAGCGACCGAGCAGACCAGUCAACAUCACCUCACUUGUGCGCUUGUCCACGACCGUACCAAACACGAUUGUUGUUUCAUGGACUGCAGAAAUCGGAAGAAAUUAUUCAAUGGCUGUCUACCUGGUCAAGCAGCUCUCGUCUUCUGUGUUGCUGCAGAGGUUGCGGGCAAAAGGCAUAAGGAAUCCAGAUCAUUCGCGAGCACUAAUCAAAGAGAAGCUAACUGCAGAUCCCGACAGUGAAAUAGCUACGACCAGUUUAAGAGUUUCUCUUCUGUGUCCACUUGGGAAAAUGCGGCUGGCCAUCCCCUGCAGGUCCCUGACUUGUUCGCACUUGCAGUGUUUUGAUGCCACACUCUAUAUUCAAAUGAAUGAGAAGAAGCCCACCUGGGUUUGCCCCGUUUGUGACAAGAAAGCCCCCUAUGAGCAUCUCAUCAUUGAUGGGUUGUUUAUGGAAAUCUUGAAGUUUUGCACAGAUUGUGAUGAAAUUCAGUUUAAGGAAGACGGGUCCUGGGCUCCUAUGAGAGCAAAAAAAGAGGCACAGGAGGUGACAGCAUCUUUUAACGGAGUGGAAGGCUGCUUAAGUUCUUCCAUGGAUCACCAGGUCUCUUCUCAUCAGCAAUCAAACAAAAAUAAGAAAGUCGAGGUGAUUGACUUAACCAUCGACAGCUCGUCAGAGGAAGAGGAGGAGGAGCCGUCUGCCAAGAGAAGCUGCCCUUCCCUGUCCCCUUCGUCACCCAUUAACAAUAAGAGCAUGCUAACUCUCCCGCACCAAGCCUCUCCUGUUUCGAGGACCCCAAGCCUUCCAGCUGUUGACACCAGCUACAUCAACACCUCACUCCUACAAGACUACAGGCAUCCGUUCCACGUGACGCCCAUGCCUUACGACCUCCAAGGGUUGGACUUCUUUCCUUUCUUAUCAGGAGACAAUCAGCAUUACAGCACGUCCCUUCUGGCUGCGGCUGCGGCCGCCAUGUCUGCAUCCGAUGAUCAAGAACUCUUGCACUCCCGGUUUUUCCCCUACGCCUCGUCCCAGAUGUUUCUGGACCAGUUAAAUACUGGCGGGAGUGCCGCCCUCCCGGCCACCAACGGCAGCAACAGCGGCAGCAACAGCAGCCUGGUCUCCUCCAACAGCCUGCGAGAGAACCACGGUCACCCCGUCGCCAGCAGAAGCAGCACAGACCCAGCUUCUCUCUUUGGUGUGAUCCCAGACAUUAUCUCCUUGGACUGAGUUCUGUCGAGACGUUGGUGGACUUGCUGGAGGCGGGAUUGGGGGCCUGGUUUUAUCUUAUUUUGUUUAGAAAUGCAGACAAGCUUUUUCCUUUUUGUAGGGAAAAAACAGAUUGAGACCUGUACAGAGAACAAAACUAUAUUUUCAGUUGUACUUUUUUGUAUAUAAACAGAAGAUGGUUUGACUGGUAAAACAAAACAAAAAAAAUUACAAAACCUCCCAAACUAGUUUUUUGGAUAUGGACAAUUUUACACUUCUCUCUUGCGCUUUGAGUGCUAGUGGGUUUGUUUGUUUGUUGUUUUUUUAAAGCUUUAACUGUUAACUGCAUAACCCUUUGUUUCUUCACAGUGGUUCUAAUGGAGAAGGAAUUGAGCAUUUUCCAGUCUUGAUGCUGUUUGGGGGACUUCGGGGGAAAAUGGGCAAUGCCCACAGUGGUUGGAGGGGACAUUUUUCUCCUUCUCCCUGGGGAUGUUUUCAUGCCUGAGCCCUGUUGAAAGGAACAACUCUCAUCCUCAUGAAUUGGGUCUUCUCCCUUCUGCUUUUCUUCUUUGAAAUAACCCUUAAAUUGUGUUCUUCAGCUCCUAUACACUUCACCUGCACCCUCCGUAUUCUCUGUGUGCUGCUGGCUGUGGCUUUUUUGGAAUGUUCUUUCAGCAGCCCUCUCUGGUCUUGACAGUCUGUUCAGAACCAUCCCUGUUGCUGCUGGACCCCAUUCUGUACCAUCAGGGUGUGUGUGGUUCUUUCUGUAGCUCAAAUUCCACAGCCCUCCUGCAUGUUGAAGGCUUGCCAUUGGAGGCCUGUCCGUACCUCUCUUGAACAAGGCAAAAUGGGGUCUUGCAAUCCAGCUGCCCUCACAGUAUUGUUGAACCUUUCUGCUGGAUUGCAGUGUUCUUUGUUGGACCUUUUAACAUUUGGCUUGAUGCUUAAACUUAAGAACGCAUGUGUAAGGACUCAAGGAUUUCCUUCCUUGGGCUUAUUUUGAACACUGGCUGGUUACCUUACUAGGCUAGAUUAGAAUCACCCUAUAAAAACUUAAAGGAACUUAAUGUGAUUUUAAACAACUCCGUCUUGCUGCUGACAAUGAUGAUGGCAUGUUUGGUUCUCUUCUGCAAACUGUUUUGAACCCUGGGCCCCAAAUCCUCUGUACUCUAGUUUGGGAGUGAGUCCCUUUGAAUUCAGUAGGACUUACUUUUGAGUAAACAUAAAAAAGGUGGGACUACACACACACACACACACACAUAUGGCAGUUCUCAAACAUGGCAGCUCUCACUGCUGCAUUAUGACUUUAAUGGAGCUGGAGUGUAGACCUGCUUUAGGAUAAGCAAAUUCUUACUAGCUUUGAAGUUUAAUGAAUGAAUUUGCAGUUUCCCUACCUUGAGCCGUGAAGGGAUAUUUAGUUCCCCUGAAGAGUUAGGGGGCUGUUCCGACCUUAACGCAUAUAUGGCUUAGGAAGUAACUCUUCAGACUGGCAAAUCACUUAACCUGGUCCGUACUUGUCAAGUAGCCACCAACAACCAAGAGGGAAAUGCUUUUCCUUUUUAGGAGGAUCUUUGAACAUGGAAAAAGGGGAGAGAGAUGGGUAGCAAUUCUCAAGUAUUGCAGAGCCCCCUUGCGAGGAGGCCUUGUCUGGUCACUGGUGGGAAAGGAGCGUUUAAAAUCCAGCGUUACCAACAGAUAAUGGGCGGACUGGGAGGGAGAAUAAACCUAGGAUAGUUUUUGCCCAUGUUUUUUCAAAAUGGCCCCGUUCAGAUGGUGUGUUCCCCAACCAACAAGCCACGGUGCUUAGAUCUGGAACAAACGCUUACCCUUGCAGGCCUGACUUGGAAGAUUUCCAGGGGGCUAAGGGAAGUUACACUAGUUUGCUGUGAUGCCCAAACUGGGGAAAUCUGGCUUGGGUGCUCCAUGCAAGCCAAGAUUGCAGACCCCAGAUGGAUCUUGGCUUGCAGUCUCGGUUUGUGAGAGCCCUUGCGUCAGUCUCCCAGUCUGGGGGCAUAGCAAUCUGGCUUAAUAAACAAGGAGUCUUCUGUGCAGCCGGGCGCACAAGAGAAGGUGGCAGGGAUCCUGCUGGGAGCUUGUUUCCAAGGCAACAAACCAGGACUCCCAACCAGGUGUGUCAGCUAAUCAUUGAAGGCCUCUGGUUGCAAAAGUGGAGGGUUUUUGUUGUUGUUUUUUCAAAGUUAUCUUUCAACCUUGAAUAGGACAAACAAUCUAUUUCUAAUCACAAACGAUCAGUUGCUCAAUCAAUUUGGAGGCUGCAUAAACAUGUUAAUGGGUGUUUUUUUUGUAAAUGUCACCUUUGCCACUUAAAAGCUAACUUGAAUUUUGAAGAGGCUUGUUCAUAUGUAUAUGUGUGUGUAUAUAUGUAUUUAUGGGGAUGUGUGCGUCUGUCUGUCCCAUGCAUGUUUAUUCCAUUCAUGUCUGGCUGACAAUUUGGGCAGUUUAUAAUUUAUUGGAUGUCAGUAAAAUCUAAAUAAAAGGAUAGAAAACAGGAAAUCCUUAAAGUUCAAUUUGGUGUGGAGGGAGUUAAAGCAGACUUUUUGAAGCAGAAAUGAGACUGACUCAAAUAGAGGGGAAAGUGGCCGAGUAGUGUGCUGAUGUGAAGGACUGUGGCCCAUGGUGAGAAGCAUGGAGUGACCAGACUCUGCAGAGACAGCCAUGCGGCCAUUGGGGCCCAAACUGGCCCAAGGUUCCUGUGGCACUGUACAGCCUUGUCUGGUUCUGCCUGGCUCAGGCAAAAUGCUCUUAUCAGGUAUUUCUCUCUCAAAUCUGCUUAAUUUCUUUUCACACUAAAUAUGGUGUCUGAUCUGGGCAUUGCAGUCCACUUUUACCCCAGGGUGAAAGAGGGAGUUUGGAAAGAUGAUGGCCACAACCGAGUGUGUUUAGGAUCUGUGUAUUUCAGUGUAAGGAAAGCAUGUCUAACAUGGUGGUUCUGUGAGGGCUUGGAGUGUGUGAGAGAAACUGCACCCACCAUCGGCCAGAUAGCUUUGUCAUCUUGCAUAUUUGUCAAGAUGCUUCUACACCUUACACAACUGGUAGGUUUUGGAAAUUCAGGAAACUUCAAGAUGUCUAAGCAAGGAGUAGAAACACCUAGGCAGCUUCGGUGCUGUCGGACACAGAAUAUGGCUUGGAAAUGGAAAGAAACCAGCUGUCUUGGAACGAAUGAGGACGGCACAAGAACGCAGCUGUCGUUCAGUCCCAGCGUGACUUGCUGCAGAGGUGCUCUUGGGGGCGUGUGCCUGAGAAAAUGCCCCCCUCUCCAUUCCUCCCAGCAGGACAGAGCCUGUUCAUUCUCAGCCCUUUCCCUGACAAGGUAAAUUGUAUUUGUCCCCACAGAGCUUGUGUUUGAAAGCAAGCAGUAUUCAACAUUUGAAAAACAAGGAGUUGGAAACAUUGUGAAGUGGGAAAAGCGAGAUCUAAAGUGUCAGCCCAGGGUUGGGUUCUCUUUGAGACUACUUGGGUAGCCCCUCCUUUUAAAUCCUUCACAGUAAACAAGACAGUUUCCUGGCUUCUCUUGAGUUGUGCUUUUGGGGAAAUUAUUUAUUUAGCUUCAGGAUCUUGUGAACAGGUAUUUCUUGGCUAGAUGGAUUUCUUUUCUUUUUGCUUUAUCAUUAUUUGCAGCUGACAACAAUGGUUAACAGUUACUUGGGGAAAGGUUCCUUUGGGCUUCACCUGAAGUUACUCAGAGCUUCAUUCAAAAGCAAGCCAAUUGUCGCAAAAUGUAGUUUUUCUUAACAUGGAAUUAAGGGCAACAUCUAGCUACUUCUUAUAGUCUGUUGAAUUUUACUAUACAUGACAUAGUUUGUAUAUCAUUUGUUGGUUCACUUUUUUUUUGUCCUUAUUUUUCCAACAGGUAGGCGUGCGUGUGUGUGUGUGCGCGCUGAUUGCAUGUGUCUGUAUUUUGUGAGUUCUGUGUGUCCGUGUGUGUGUGUCCGUGUCUACACACAAAUGCAAGACAUUUGUAUAGCAGGGGUAGAGUGAUUGAGUCACUUCUGUGGGCAUUACUAGAUGCAUAGUUUUAAAACUAUAUAUAAGCAGAACCAAAAUUAAAACUUGCUGAAACUUAACCAAUUAAUGGUUGCAAAGACGCGCAGUAUUUUCAUAACAGCAUUCCCAGACUGUUUUUACCCUGUCAAUACAUAGAUAUUUUAAUCCUGCUGGUAGAUCUCCUUCCACGGAACUAGCCAGCCCUUUUCUCUUGACGUGGUUAACCCUUUUCACUGCAGGGUUUUUCAUAAAGCGUUUCGAAAGGAUUGUUUCUUAACUGUUUUUCUAAUUUUUUUUCCCUUCUGAUGAGAGCUUAGAUUUCUAUUGAGAGGACUGCCAGAAGCCCCGCUGUUGCUGCUGUUAAUUGUUCAGAUUAACAAAAAGAGAAAACAAAUGUGUAUAUAAACAGAAAACUAAAAAAAGUGAUUGAUUCCAUAAAUUUAAAUCUGUGAUCCAUUGCCUUAACACUUUCUCUCAGUUUUCCAUACAGCAUGCCAAACAAGUUUUAAAAGUGGCUUUUGAGGGGGAAAAAUGUAUAGUCGACUAAUGUCAAUUUGUAUAAAAGUACCAAGUGAAAAUAUUUAUUACAUGCAUUGGAGGGGAAAAAUGGUUUACCCUAUUGAAUGUUACCUGUUUAUGUAAAACAUCUUUAGAUGUAAUUAAACAAAAGCAUUAUUA
Messenger RNA from Hemicordylus capensis (graceful crag lizard), 6698 nucleotides. RefSeq names its product protein inhibitor of activated STAT 1 (gene PIAS1). NCBI's taxonomy places the organism in Eukaryota, Metazoa, Chordata, Lepidosauria, Squamata, Cordylidae. The transcript has 14 exons. The coding region runs from base 81 to 2036 and encodes 651 amino acids. The record is from RefSeq and is a predicted model, not a curated record. Gene Ontology annotation, biological process: regulation of transcription by RNA polymerase II; protein sumoylation. Gene Ontology annotation, molecular function: SUMO ligase activity; zinc ion binding; transcription coregulator activity.